Molecule: messenger RNA, 2514 nt
Organism: Paramecium tetraurelia
Lineage: Eukaryota; Ciliophora; Oligohymenophorea; Peniculida; Parameciidae
Exons: 4
Biological process (GO): axonemal central apparatus assembly; cilium movement
Cellular component (GO): axoneme
Source: RefSeq, a predicted model, not a curated record
AUGGCAAUCGAAGCUUUGUAUGAGAAGAAACCCUACUUUGGCGUUCAAUUGCCUUCAGGUCAGGUGCUCUUGCCAAUUCAAAUAGAAACUCAUAAGGACAAGAAGGGAAUCAUUCAAACGAAGGAGUUGAAUGUGUUGUAGAUUCCAAUAACUUUCACGCCUAGAGAGUUGGUCAAAUAUGACGAAAGUGUGAUCUUUGACAUAAAUGGAUUGCAAAAGGUGGAGGUGAGAUUUACAGGAGAAGGAGUUCCUUUGAAAUUGGACUUAUUGAAGACAGAAUACUAAUUUGUAGAUUUUGGAAUUUAUGGUGUUGGACAGAUUGGAACUGAAGUAGUUUCUUUGGUGAAUAAUUCACAAAAGAUGGUCACCUUGAUCUUCGAGUAGGACUUGUUGAAAGAGUUGAAACAAAAAUAUUUCAUAAAGGUAAGACCUAAGAAGGAGUUUGUGAUCAAUCCAAGGGAGAGAAAAGAAAUUACUCUGACCUUUAAACCUCAAUAGAGAUUGCAUUCCUUCAAGACUGAUCUGUUCUUUAAGAUAGUGGAAAACAAUGAAGUGAGAAAACUAUUGACAUUGUAAGGAGCCUGUCAUGGCAUAGAGUUGAAGUUGAUGGAGGAUACCAUAGGAUUUGGAGGAGUCGUUAUCAAUUCAAGACUUACAAAGAAUGUGCAAUUGAGUAAUUUGGGAGAUGUUGCUGCUAAAUUCCAAUGGGAUACCUCUUUUUGUAAGAACUACUUCACCAUCACCCCAUUGUCAGGAACAUUGCCAGCUCAUGAAGACCUAUAAUUUUAGAUUACGUUCCAUCCGAAUGCUAUUGAUAAUGACAUCAGAUUUGAUAAGGUGAAAUGUUUGAUCCAAAAUUCAGAUCCAUUGUACUUGAACCUCUUAGGCAAAUGCAUAGAAUAGCCAAAAGAAUAAAUCCAAGAAGUGAAAUUUGAGACUGUUGUGAGAGUACCCCCUUCUAAAAAGGUCACUGUCAAAAAUCCAACUCCAAAACCCUGGAAAGUCAAAGCCUCAGUGUCUGCCUUGUUGCCUUAAUUUAAGGAUUACUUUGAAGGCAAAGAAUACAUAGAAGUCCCAGCCAAUGGAUAAGCAGAAUACGAAGUCGUUUACAAGCCUUUAACAAUGACAUCCAAUCCUUAAAUCUAAAACUUACAGGAUCAACACGAAGGCUCGCUCUUUUUCCCAUUACCUGAUGGGUAGGCUCUUCUCUACAACCUAUUUGGUAAGAGUUUGCCACCAUUACCAUAAACUGUGGAUACAACCAUGAAGGCCAAAAAGAACACAACCCAAGUGUUGCAAGUGAAAAACUGGUUGAAGACAAGUCAAAGAUUCGAAGUUACCUGGACAUUAGAGCCUGAAGAUCCUUCUAUUAUUCUAAAUGGAGCCAACACUUUCGAAGUAUCUAGUGAAGGAACUAAGGAGUACAAACUCACCAUAUAUGGACUUAAACAAUCUUAAAAUAAGGUUACAGUCUAUUUCAGAAAUGCGAUCACCUAAGAAUUUGUGUUCUUUAAAAUUAAUCUAACAAUUCAACCACCAGAUCAAUUACCAAGAAUUGAAUUGACCUCCAUAGUUAGGGAAGUGGCAACAAAGUUGAUUACCAUCGAGAAUCCAAUCAAUUAGCCUGUUGAAUUUAAGAAAGACCAACUUAUAGCUGAAGCCGACAGUAUCUCAUUCAAUCCUUAAUAAUUCGUAAUCCCACCUAAAUCUGAAUUCGGUCUUGAAAUAGCCUACAGACCUUUGGUGGUGCAAGACAUUCAAUCCAAGAUCACAAUAAAAUCAGUUCAAUUGGGAGAGUUUGUCUAUCCUCUGAAAUUAUAAGGAUUACAGUAGAAUGUUUCAAGAUCACUCUAUUUCAAAGCAUCUUUGGGCACUGAAAUGGUCUUGCCAUUCAAGUUUAUGAAUUUCACAAAGAAGCCGACUGUGUACACAUGCUAUGCCACCAAAUUGGGUCCGAAUGGAAAACCACUUCCUGUGAACAUAGACCCAAAGGCUAAAGGUGCUCCAGCCUAGACUACAGACUUCAUUUGCGAAUAAGUUCAAUUUUAAGCACCUUAAUCUGAAUCAUUUGAUGGGGUUGAAUGUCAGAUCAGUGUGAAGUAUGAACCCAGCUAGUCUCUAAUGAAAGCAGAGGUAUCUUAGUUGCUGCAAUCGCCUGAUGGUGGAGAAUAUCAAUGUCUGCUGAUUGGAUAAGGAAUCACUCCCUAACCAAAAGGUCCAUACAAAUUAUCGGGUGCCAAACCACCUGCUAUUGAAUUUAAGAAUCCCUUCUUUGAAGCUUAAGAGUUCACUUUGAGAAUUGACAAUCCUGCAUUUACUUCUUCAGUCAAGUCCCCUAUCAAAGUUGAUGGUAAAAAAGUAUUGAGCAUAAACAUCACCUACAAAGCAGUACCAAAUACAAGCAACAAUGGAAGAUUAAUAAUUUCCUGCGGAGAUUUACCACAAUGGGUAUUCUAUCUAUAAGGAGAAUGAAUAAUAUUAUUAAUAUUUAAUAUGUAUUCAAAUCAUUAUUAA